GGUUAAUAUAAAAAUAUUGAACGUGUAGCCAGCGUCAUAGAAUCUAAUGAUUGCUUAUUUUUUCUUUUCGUUUUUGAUAUUUCAUCUCUGGGUGUUGAGUUUAGGGUUAGAAGACAUAAUCAUUUUUACAAAACACAUUUCUCAAAAUACUCGCUUUAUAACGAUUGCAAAACAUAGUUAUGCUUAUAGGACUCUCUGGGUACGUAACUGGGUAUAAUGGUACUUACCCCUUUGAAAAACCAGGAGAUAAAUACAACGGUUCACGCUAUGAAGGAAUGCGUUAUUUUUGUACAACCUUAGGUGCACUCAUAAUGCCCAUGGCUUUUGACACAGUCUAUGAGUUGACGCAAUCAACCGAAGCAGCUGUGAUAUCUUCACUUUAUUUAAUAUUUGAUGUGGGUCUCGUAACUCUAAAUCAAUAUAUUUUGCUUGACCCGAUUCUGCUUUUUUUCUUAACUGCAUCCGUUUGGGGAAUGACCAAGGCAUCGAACCUUACUGCAACUGGAAAUUCUUAUACAAUUUCUUGGUGGGUUUGGCUAUUUUUUACCGGUACUAUGUUAGCUUGUACAACAAGUACCAAAUUUGUAGGUCUCUUUGUUGUUAUGCUCGUGGGUUUGCACACAAUCCAGCAACUUUGGAUAAUUUUUGGAGAUAUGAGAAAACCACUUGCGGAGACUGUCAAACAAAUCGCAUGUCGAACAAUUGCAUUAAUUCUGUGGCCAAUUAUUUUGUACAUGUAUUUCUUUUACAUUCACUUGAUUGUAUUGAAUCGGAGCGGAACCGGGGAUGGCUUCUACAGUUCUGCUUUCCAAUCUCGUUUAAUUGGUAAUUCUUUAUAUAAUGUCAGUAUGCCGCGAGAUGUGACAUAUGGUGCAAUUGUUACUAUUAAAAAUCAUAAGACUGGAGGAGGUUAUCUACAUUCCCACUAUCAUUUAUACCCGAAAGGUAUUGGAGCCAGACAACAACAGGUAACUACAUACACGCACAAGGAUGAUAACAAUAAAUGGCUUAUAAAGCCCUACAACAAGGAUUCAAUUGAUAACAUAAAAUAUGUUUCGCAUGGCGCCUUAAUAAGACUAGAGCAUGUUGCUACUAGGCGUAAUUUACACUCACAUGGUGAACCAGCACCACUCACUAAAAGGCAUUUGCAAAUAACAGGAUACGGAGAGGAUGGGCAAGGUGAUGCAAAUGAUAUUUGGCAAGUUCUAUUGGUUGAUGGUAAGCAAAACACCAGUGUUAAAACUGUUACAACAAAGUUUUUGCUAAUACACUACCUCCAAAACUGUGCGCUGACUACCAGCGGACAGCAACUUCCGAAAUGGGGAUUUGAGCAACAAGAAGUUUCUUGCAAUCCCAACCUGAGAGAUAAAAAUGCAUUUUGGAAUGUCGAAGAUAAUCGGAACGAAAAAUACCAUACAGUUGCACAAUUGCGUGUUUGGCUCCGACGUCUUGAAUUACCAUCGAGUGGUAAUAAAAGUACUUUAGUGUUGCGGUUGACAGAGGUUCCUACAAGUGAACGUGGCGAGUGUUCAAGUGGUGCAGAAGUUGACGAAAUUUUGCUCCCAAUAUUUGAAGAUCAACAGACUGUACCAGAUACGUUCGACGUUGCUGCUGCGCAGAUGGAAAAUGGUAGCACCAUACAACAAGUCGAAGAGCAGCCAGUGAAAAUCGUAGCAGACGCAGGUCCGACAGAGGUUGAAUUACUGAAGCGAGAGACAAAUUUAUUGAAACGUGAAAAAGAUUUGCUGGAGCGGGAGAAUGCAAUGCUACAGCGAAUGAUGCUUGGUGGUGAAACAUUGAGCCAGCCGCAAUUGAAUCAAGCAACAAUUUCACUUGACCUGAUAAAAAAUCUAAUACCCGAGUACGAAGGUGGCGUUAAUUUCAAUUUGUGGGCGGCACAGUUCAAAAGCGUCGCCAGUGCCUACACUAUAAAUGAAGGCGAGUCGCGCAUUAUUUUUCUUAACAAACUGAAAGGCAAAGCACAACAAUGGUUAUAUGACAAUUCCGAUUUCGCAACUCAACAAGUAGAUGAGCUCAUCAGUCAAAUGAAUAAAGUGUUUGGCUCAGGUGAAAACAGAGUGGUGCUGCGGCGAAAAUUUGAGACCAGGAAGUGGAAGUCGGGAGUUAUAUCGUCACAUCAACCCCCACCAAAACCCAGAAGGCACCAAUAG
This is a messenger RNA of Bactrocera tryoni, 2171 nucleotides long. Its product is annotated as protein O-mannosyl-transferase 2-like. Gene Ontology annotation, molecular function: dolichyl-phosphate-mannose-protein mannosyltransferase activity. Bases 180 to 2171 code for a protein of 663 amino acids. Lineage: Eukaryota; Metazoa; Arthropoda; Insecta; Diptera; Tephritidae. Gene Ontology annotation, cellular component: membrane; endoplasmic reticulum. The transcript has 8 exons. Gene Ontology annotation, biological process: protein O-linked glycosylation via mannose. The record is from RefSeq and is a predicted model, not a curated record.